UUUUUCAAGUCUCCAUGAUGAACGAUGAGCAAAAACCAGACAAAAAGCAAAGACUGAUCCGUAAGGGGAAAAAAGUGCAAGAGCCAGUAAACACAGAGUUAGUCGUGAAUAUCUUUGAAGGAUUCACAAAAGAUGAAAGAGACCUUACGCAACCUCACAUGGGUUCUGAGUACUUCAGAGUUAUGGCAUGGAUAGAGGAAGAAGAAGAACAAGGAACAAGUGGGGUGAGGUCUUUCCGUGGCUUCCAUCAAUUCAAUGAAAGAUUAGUGUUUCCUUUAGAUUGCUCUUCAUACAAAUAUAUUUACAUUGAAUUGAUCAAAGUACAUUCUAUAAGAGAUCCUGCAACAUCGAAAGGUACUGUUGUGAUGGGUCGGGCGAAGAUUCGGUUGCCUCCUUGGACCAGCCGUGGCAAGUUCACCUCUAAGUUCAACCUCGUCGGUUUGAACAGCGAUCGAUGUGUAGAGAUUAAGGGAUACCUAAAUUUGUCUAUGCAACUUCAUAGAUAUCUUGAGCGAUAA
Messenger RNA from Brassica oleracea var. oleracea, 518 nucleotides. RefSeq lists its product as uncharacterized. NCBI's taxonomy places the organism in Eukaryota, Viridiplantae, Streptophyta, Magnoliopsida, Brassicales, Brassicaceae. The record is from RefSeq and is a predicted model, not a curated record. The coding region runs from base 15 to 518 and encodes 167 amino acids. The transcript has a single exon.